This is a messenger RNA of Amoebophrya sp. A25, 2327 nucleotides long. Lineage: Eukaryota; Dinophyceae; Syndiniales; Amoebophryaceae. The record is from the annotation of a GenBank genome assembly.
AUGAUUGAGUAUAGCGCGGCUUACCCGCAGAAGGUGUUGCGGUUUCCCGGAGGCGAUGCGGCAUCCUUCGAUACCAUCAUUGCCACCGAGCGCGACGCCAUCGCUAUGGAUCCCAACAAGCUGCCCAUAGGGGAGCGCUUCUUGGAAAACUCGAAGAGGCAGCCGAAGAGCGAGCACGAGGUGGUGAUCGCUGGCGCCUACAUCAACCAGACGCUCACAAUUUACGUCUACAACUUCCACUGCUACAUCGCCUGCAUCAAGGGGCAUAAUAUGAGUAACCGCCUCGACGACGAUCCGACACGAGGGGACUUCAAUGCCAUGAAUUCCGACUUGGAGCGGCAUUUCGCAAUCAGUAUGAUUCCGUAUCCGUACAUCUGGUGCCGCAUCGGCGAUAGCGUUAUAGAUGCUUUGGCGCGCGAUGACACUUUGGCACAGGGCCGCGCACCAGCGUCGUUCUUUCAACAGACCGCGACCCAAGCGAUCAACGUCGAGGAGCGCAUCUCGACACCGAUUUUGCCCUCGCAAUACAUGGCAACACCGCAAAAACUGUUCUUCUGCCUCGACAGCCUGCCGUACACGCGGACACCAUACGAGGGUCUGACGGUCUGGGGCGCUCUGUUCGCGAUCGGCAGUGACGAAUGCGAGCUGCGCCUCGACUCACUGCCGACGCCAGCGUUGGCGCAGACGUCUGAGUUGAUCACAGUGACGAUUCCACGCUUCAGUGCCGCCACGAAGGUGACGCUGACCCUACGUUGUAGAGCCGCGCAGGUGGGUAUGGGCCCGAGCCUUUACUUCACAACUGAUGUGCCCGAGCUGCGCGCCAUGUGCCCGACGAUGUUCAAUGCUGAAGGCUACGAGAAGUGGGUGACUCUGCACAGCGCGCACUUCUCGGAAACACAAUUUUUGACCACUUGCAUCUUCGGAUCACGCGUAGCCUCUCGCGCAGACAAAAAUGUGGCGCAUCUGAGUCCCAGUUCGAUCAUCAACUGUCGAACGCCUGAGUUCGUGCCAGCAGACACCGUAGUCGCGGUGCAAGUGCGUACGGCCUUUGCAAGCUUGAUUGAUCCGUCACAACCUCAAAAACACGCGAUGGUGCCGCUGGCCGCACGUAUUCGCGCUCUCUCAAUUGAUGCAUUGCCACGCAUUAUCACGCGCGCGGGCACGACAACGCUCAAAGUGCGCGGUAAGACCUUGAUGCCUGGCAUGUAUUGCUUCUUUGGGGGCAGCAUUAUGGCCCCCGCCACGAUUAUCGACCAGAAUAACGCAGACUGCACGCUGACAGGCGAGAUCACCGAGUAUGUACUGACACAAGCGGGUGGCACUGGCUUGGUGCAGUUGCAGCUGAUUCUGCCUGCAGAUCCGCUUCGAUUCGCGUUUGUCCUGGUACGCGAGCGACCGAUGUUCUAUUCUCUAACGCCCUUCUUUGAAAGAACUGGCAUUGGCACUAUAGAGGUAGCUGCGGCGGUUGCAGAUGCUGAUGCCAAUGCCGUCGCAGUCCAGUCCCGUAUUCCUGCUCCAACAGGUAGCCCAUUCGUAGAGGACAGACAAGAGAGACUAUCUCAUCCCACGUCUUUGAUCCGCAGGACGAGUGACGCACUGCUUACAACGGACAACGAAGAUGAUGUCUCUUUGUGCAACCCGUGUGACGACGAGGACGUGGAGGAUAACAGAGUUCCAGCAUCGCAUGAAAGCAGAGGAGGAGUAGAAACACAAGCCCAAGGUGAGGGGAUAGUGAGUCUGAAAUGGUCCUCUUCAGCGGGUGCAGGACUGUUGUCUCCGACAUCGGCGGCAAAGUCAGAAGGCACGCCGUCCACUACAUCUUCAUGCUUCGGGCGGUUUCUGGACUCCGGCUCAGAGGGCGUGAUUAGCAGAAGCCAUCUGAGAUCUGAGUGGAUAUCUUUCCUCGUCUUCGUUUUUGGCUUCCUGUGUGCAAGGCUUCCGCCCCAGCUCACUCCAGCACCUGCAGCGAGCUCCGUCAUCUUCGUGCUGCUGUUACCAGUGUUGGCUUCGGCUGAUGGGCUCGAGAGCUUCUCGCACCGCGGCGCCAGGGCUAGUGUUGCCGAGCGUAAGCGCGUUUUUGUGGAUGCCACGGCUUCGGUGGCUUUAAGGUGCUACUGAGACGCAAGCUGCAGCAACCGGCAACGCAGCACAAGCCGAACAAGCUUCAGGCGACAAAGUACCCCUGCCGGCGUGGCUGUUUUCCUACAUCGACCCAGCUCCUGUCGAUCUGCUUGCGCGCCUAUCUAGCUGGCGGGGACCUUUUGCGAACAAGGGCGCCCGAUGCCAGCGGGGUCCGCGUCUAGCCAGAAGGUGCGCAGGCUUAUGGA